AUGUAUAUAUUUAGAUAUAAAGCUUUUAUUUUGUUAUUUAUAACCUUAUUAUUCAAGUUAUCUAUUGCAUUUGAUGAUAAUUUACUUGAUGAACUAAGAUUUUGUGAGAAUUCUAAUACAUACUCCCAAAUAUUUGUUCAUAUUGGUUAUUGGGGUGGAAUUAGAGGACAUGGUAAUUUAAUACGUCUUACUUUAGAAAUAUCUAAUGUUCCAUAUGUUGAACAUACAUUUGGUAAUUUUAAGAGUGAUGGAUCAUAUGAUUUUGAUAGUUGGACUAACCAUUUUAAAUUAUUAUUAGCAAAGGUAGAUACACUUACAUUACCAAAUUUACCAUUUUUAGUAGACUGUGCUAAUUCUCCUGACAAGAAGACACGUUUGAAAACUGAAACGUUACCAAUUAUGAUUUAUAUUGCAAAAACUUUUAAUCAAUCUUUAAUUGGUGAAUCAUUAAAUACAGUAAGUAGUGAGAAGAUUACUGAGGUAUCUCAAAUGAUAUAUAACUCUUUUUUAACAUUAUUACAAUCAUUUAUGUAUAAAUCUGGAUCUGUAGAGAGUAUCCUAAAUUUUCAUGAAAAUUUUUUAUCAAAUACUAUUUCUAGUGGGCCAGUCCUUUCAAUGCAAAAUUUGGAACAACUUGUUAAAGGAAAUCAAAAUAUAUAUGGUGGACCAUUUUUAUUCGGAAAUACAGUUACAAUACCAGAUAUCUUAAUAUAUGAAUAUACCAAGACUUUUUCUAUUCUUGCUCCUGGUAUCGUUUAUGAUUACUCAAGUAUUAGAUUAUUAGUGGAUUCUUUCGAUAAUAUUCCCAUUGUACAACAAUAUAUCAAUUCAGAUAGGUCUGUUUUAUAUCCAUUAUCUCCAACAGAAAAUAUACCAUCUCAGUAUAUGAUGACGAUGAAUACAAAAAAUGAAUAUACUAAAGAACUCCCUAGGUUUGGACAAUUUCUUUCAUUUUAUGGAUAUUCUUUAACUACUUCAACUGCAUCAGUAUGUUUGUCAUAUCCUAUUUUUAAGUCUGCUGUAAGAAAUGUUGAUAAUCCAUCUUUCUAUGAUCAUUUUGGUCUUUUAAACUUUUCACAAUUGGCUGAUGCAGCAUUAAGAAUAAUUGGGAAGAAUUUCUUAAUUCGUACCUAUUGGAGGUUAACUAGACGAUUUCAGUCAACUCAAAAGAAAAUAUUUAAUAGUUGUAUAACGGUUUUAACUUCUGGAAAAUAUAUUGAUGUUUCAUUAUCAUCUACUCAAGCAGAAAUUAUUUGUAUACAAUUUGUAAAUUGCUUUACUAAAAGAAGUACUGCAAUAGAUAUUGGACGUUCCUUAAUUAAUUAUCCAAAUAAAUUUAAAUUUAUAGGAGGUUCAACAGCAGUUUUUAAUGCAGAGAGAUCAUUCAAAAAUCGUAUUUUAUCACCUCAGCUAUUGGACAAGGCAGUAAGAUUUUAUUUUUUAUCAAAAUCAAUGAUUAAAUUUGGAUUCUAUCCUACUAGUUCUAUUGUAGAAGUUUUAAAAUUAGCUCAAAGACGUGGUGCACUAACUACAUUCGGUAUAUUAGUUAAUGCACCAUUAGCUAUAAAUAUUUGUAUGGAAUACUCAACUAACAGAUUACCUUUUAGAAAUCUAAUAUUAUUUAAAAAUAAUUAUAAUAUGCAAAACCUUUGUGAAUCAGCUUUCCAACCAUUUAUAUUAGAUGAUAUUACAACAAUUGUUUCGGAUAAAUCAAGUACAUUAGUUGAAGUACUUGAACAAAUAAGUAGCUCAUCAGAGGCAAUAGUGUGCCCAAUGAGUUUAUCUAAAUCGUAUUGUACUAGAACCUCAAGUAGCAUCCCACAAUCAGCUCAUCCACAAUCAAAGCAAGUGAAAAUUGGCAGUAUGCCUAUGAAAAGACUGAAUAGAAAAUUCCAAAAUGGAUCUAGACGAUUAAAAAGAACGUUAGGGAAUUCUAGUAGAAAAAAUCGACAUUCUACUAACAUAGAUUAA
This is a messenger RNA of Cryptosporidium muris RN66, 1971 nucleotides long. RefSeq lists its product as uncharacterized. Gene Ontology annotation, molecular function: glutathione transferase activity. Gene Ontology annotation, biological process: glutathione metabolic process. The transcript has a single exon. Bases 1 to 1971 code for a protein of 656 amino acids. Lineage: Eukaryota; Apicomplexa; Conoidasida; Eucoccidiorida; Cryptosporidiidae. The record is from RefSeq and is a predicted model, not a curated record.